This is a messenger RNA of Striga asiatica, 2373 nucleotides long. NCBI's taxonomy places the organism in Eukaryota, Viridiplantae, Streptophyta, Magnoliopsida, Lamiales, Orobanchaceae. The record is from the annotation of a GenBank genome assembly.
AUUCAUUUGAUAAAUGAGUUGAACUUGAGUUUGUUCAGGUUGAAAGAAAAAAAAUUGUAAGCAAUUUUGGAUAGUUUCGUUUGUAAUCUGUAUGAACCUUUUGUUCGACUCGUUAAUACUAAUUGACUCGGUUAGUUAACAAAUCAUAUUUCGGCUCAUUCGAUAAAGACGGAAUAUGAGGAACUUCUGCUCGUUUUUAUAAAAUUUUGAUUUUUAAAUGUGCUCACCAGUUUUAGAUCUGCAAAAUCGUCGUCUCCUUCAUCUGCGUGACCACACUCUUUCUCGUGAGCUCUCAUCAGACUGAAAAUGCCUCCCACUGAAAAAGACUCCGAUCUCAGGAUAUCGUCGCCUAAUCCAGCCACUGCACGUAUGAGUGAGAAUGUGUUUGCGACUCUCAACAACUUGGAGCACUGUGCUAAGUAUUUGAACAAUACCCUCGUCACAUUUGGCUUCCCUGCUUCCCUCGAUCUUUUUGCAAAUGAUCCGGUUUCUGUAGCACGGACUUGCAAUUGUAUAUACGCCUUGUUGCAGCAGAGGCAGAGGGAUGUCGAAUUCAGGGAGUCGGCCAACGAGCAGAGACAACGACUCUUAUCAGACAUUUCAAGGUUGGAAGCCAGAAUCGAGAGACUUGAAUCCCAGUUAUCUGGCAAAGAUAGGGAGAUAGCUUCAAUGACUAGAGCGGAAGCUAAAGCCACAGCAGCUUUCAAAGCCCAAAUCGAUAAGUUGCAGCAGGAGAGAGAUGAGUUUCAGAAGAUGGUUCUGGGUAAUCAGCAAGUGAGAACUCAGCAGAUUCAUGAGAUGAAGAAGAAGGAAAAGGAGUAUAUUAAGUUGCAGGAGAAACUUAAUCAAGUAGUAAAUGAGAAGAAGAAGGAAUCUAGAUCAGGCAUGGAAAUUAUGAAUUUGCUACAGAAAGAAGGCCGGCAAAGGGGGACAUGGAAUGCAAAGAAGGCUGAUACUGAUUUCUACAAAAAGAUUGUGGAUGCUUAUGAGGCCAAGAAUCAAGAAUUGGUUGCAGAGAAUGCUGAUUUGAGAGCAUUACUACGUUCCAUGCAGGUUGAUAUGCGUGAGUUCUUAAAUGCUCCAAACAGGAAGAAGUCUUCGCCUAACAAUGAUAGGCCAGAUGCUGACCUGUCACAGUCCCCCUUGGGUGGAAGGACGGACAUGUUUGAUCUGCCUCUUCACAUGGCCAGAGACCAAAUCGAAGAAAGCCUCAGGACAAAGAUGGCUUCAAUAAAGGAGCGCAUGGUUCAACUUCAAGAUGCACAAAAGGAUGCAGAGGUCACUUCUGAAGUUACUGAAAGAGAACUAGAGCUGGAAGCACAGCUUGUCGAGGCAAGAAGCAUAAUUCAAGAGCAGGCAUCGAUAAUGUCUAAACACAUAUCUAAGUCCGAGAAGCCAAGGAGAUUAAGUGGAAAUUUCAAUUCUGACAGGGGUUCGAUAUUGUCAUCACCAUCAGAGUGGGGAAGAGGAAUGCAGAGCCAGAUAGUUUGCAGCGGGUGCAGGAAUCUUCUCAUGUACCCGAGUGGGGCAAGCAAUGUGUGCUGCGCCUUGUGUAGUUCAGUUACCAAUGUUCCUCCUCCAGUGUGUCCCCCACUCGCCUUCUGCAAGAUUGUUGUUUACUGCAUUAAAUGUUCAUCCUCAGGAAUGGAGAUGGCCCAACUGAUAUGUGGAGGUUGCCGUACAUUACUGAUGCACACUCGAGGUGCCACGAGUGUGAGAUGCUCUUGUUGUCACACAGUAAAUCUUGCACCAGGUAAUUUAGAAAAUGCUCUGCCUUGUAUGGGAAGUGUUAGGGUCCCCAUACCCAUGAAUCAGCCAACCGGACCACACGCAUCAACAUACACGCCCUCAAGUUCAGCUAGCCAAACUGUUGUCAUAGAAAACCUCAUGUCUGUUGACAAGAGUGGGAAACUGGUAAGCAAUGUUGUGGUGGGCGUAACAAAGGAUAAAAAGUGAUCUGGCUCAGAAAAAUCGGGAGUAAUCACUAACGAAAUCGGGCAUAUACAUCAAGAUUUAUAUGUAUGUAUAGUAAACUUUAAGUGCUUAUAUUGUAAUAAAAGUUGUAUAAGGGACUAUCCCAAUUCUUUUUUUAUUUUUAUUUUUUCUUGCAUUUUACUUGUGAAAGAUUUGAAAACAUGUACUAACCUUGAAAACUCCAAACUUGUAAGGACUAAAUUUAGGUGAAACAUUUGGCUUGUGAAGGGACUUUUGAACUAAAAUGAGUUUGGAGGUUCACUGUAUGUCAUCUGCUACAUUUUUUGUCGUCUGUGCUAAGGCUGUGGUGUGGCCCUGAUAUCCGUGUUAUGUUUGUUUGUUAACUAAAUUUUAGAAACUUUGUACUGCCUGACAACUGGAUAUUGCAUUGUAAGGCAA